AUGUUCCAGUGUUACAACGUUCCUGGAAUACAUUGCAUUUCCAGCAGAGAUCCAAAUUUUACAAGUACAAAGGAAAUAGAAUUGGCAAGAAAUCAAUCUUUCUAUCUUUUCCAAGCUUUAUAUUUAUUUAUAACAAGAUGGAUGUGAUCCUAAGCGUUUAGGGUUACAUCCACCUUCUCGAGUUAUUAGUGACCAUGGUAGAUUAUACAGCUAUAAUGAUUGAUAUAAUCCUGUAGCUUUCAGAAAGUCUAACAAUUUCUUCCCCUGGAUCUUCUUUUCCCAGCAUUUUGAGUUAGUUGGUAAGAUUGUGCUGUUUCCAUUUAUCUUUGUACUUGGGACAAGCUGUUAAUAAGCGUUCAAUGGAGCUAGGUAGAUUCACAGAUAUUUCUUUUGGUUCUAUUUUUGUUUUCAAGCUUCCACAGAACAGCAUUGGCAACGAAUCUGCGCGGAGACUUCGACGAAGGGAAACGUUGAAUCGCCGCCAUUUUGCGUGGCCGAGGGUUGGUCCAGAGGGGAUGCUGCGCAGCAUCACACUCCGGUAUCGUUUGCACUGAGGGAGAGCAAUGCUGCUAUUGGAUCGACGUCCUCGAUUCAGAGGGCCAUGCAAAUUCUCAAGGACCGCUCGCGUAUACAAGAAAUUCCAGCUUCCUGUGAAGAAGAAAAGAAAGAAAUGGAACAACAAAUUUCGAUCAGCCAUCAGUGAGCAACUGGCUCAACAAGAAAUCUCCGUUAAUUGGUGCAUCCUGUAUUUUAUGGGCCACGCAAAUUCUUAGCUUCUUAUGAAGAAGAAACAAAAGAUUUCAAUCCAUCAGUCGACAACUAGAUUAACUGGAUUGAGAGAUGUCAGUUGAAUCGUGAAAAGGAAGAGACAGAGUUUAGAGUCAACAGCCGAUGAGAACGGUUGGAAUUGAUGACGCAGAGAUUCAGGGACGACGACUGCGCAGGAUUUCUCUCUCGAUGCGGCGUGUGUCGCGGCGGCGGUUGGCCAACCCCUUCACGUCGGCGGAGGGUGGCAGAGGGUGCGGUCUAGCUCCCGUAAUCAAUACCGGUGUCGGCUGGCCUCGCUUCGCCAUCCACGCGAAAUCCUGCAGACACACCGCGAAUUUUUCUUCUUGUCGUCGCCGUCUUAUCGGCUUUUUGUUCAUUCCCUUCCAUUCUUCUUCUACCCUGCUUAUCGUUGUUUUGUCCAGCAACGAAUUCGCCAACUCGUCCCCUUUCUCUCUCAACUCUCGCCACUUUGUUUCCUGCGUUGUUCUCCACGCAGUCGUCGAAAGUGGCAGGACACGCGCAAUGUACCUAGUGUAUAGACAGAUAAGAAGAUUCAGCGCGGUGACCGUGGUCUAUAAAUGCACGGCAGACAAAGUUAGCCCGGAGGGAAAAUAAGAGAAAACGCGGACAGUCGCUUCCUGAAAGGCGAGCCCGUUAAUUGCAUAAAUGAUUCUCACGGGAGGAGUGCUCGGUAAUUAUACCGGCGCAUUCCUUGGCCACGGAGCCAGCCCAGCGUAAACGUAGACGCGUGAGAGUUGCGUACACGCGAAUACUCGUGGCUGCUUAAAUCAUUAAUUAGUGCCGCACGCGCUACACCGUUGAAAACCGCAGAGUUUCGCACGGGGCCGUGCGUAUAAACGCCGUUGAAUAAUCGCGAUUCUUCGCUGCCAGCUGUAUAUAUGUAUAUAUAUAUUCUACUCGGUCGAGGUGAUCCGAUCCGUCUUUUGGUUUCAACCUAGCGUCUGGAUUUACACAUCCAAUAAUCACGUAAAUCACGUCCUGUUUUCUCCU
Heterotrigona itama is the source of this 1779-nucleotide messenger RNA. The record is from the annotation of a GenBank genome assembly. Lineage: Eukaryota; Metazoa; Arthropoda; Insecta; Hymenoptera; Apidae.